This is a messenger RNA of Miniopterus natalensis, 3449 nucleotides long. RefSeq names its product family with sequence similarity 107 member B (gene FAM107B). NCBI's taxonomy places the organism in Eukaryota, Metazoa, Chordata, Mammalia, Chiroptera, Miniopteridae. The record is from RefSeq and is a predicted model, not a curated record.
AUGUCCACGUGGAAAGCAAGGCUCGCCAAAAGACUGAAAUCUCCAUCCCGAAGGAUGCAUCCGUUUCCAUGUUCAGCUCUGCUGGCCUGUUUUGGGAAUACCAGAGAGAACGCUCCCUGUGAUCAGCCCAUAGUGCCUGAUACUCAUUCCACCAUCUACGAUCAGCCCAUCGCCAAAGCGGGCGGACACCCAAGUCACCUGAGAGGGGAAGAAGAAACUCCGGAGAAAAGGAGAGAUUCCAGCACCCAUUCAAACAGAAAUGGCAGCGCAAAUCGGAAUUCAAGUAACCACACUGCUGUCCAGCCUGCUGAGACCUCUGAGGAUGUGCCUGGGUCUCCAGAUGAUGAAUUGGACUGUGAAGCAGUUACUUUUCAGACUUCUAUCCCCAGACCAUCAAUUAUUGAAAUGCCAAUGGAAGAAGAUGAAUCGCAAGAAGAACCUAGAUGCCUCCAGUUGGAACAGAAGAUGACAUCAGACAACCCAUUUGAAGAUCCUGACCUUAAGGACCCAUAUCUCAUUCCAAGAAACAUCAUGGCCGAGCCAGACUAUAUAGAAGAUGACAAUCCUGAACUAAUUAGGCCUCAGAAACUUGUCAACCCCGUCAAAACGUCACGCAACCAUCAAGAUCUUCACAGAGAGCUUCUUAUGAAUCAGAAAAGGGGUUUGGCCCCUCAGAAUAAGCCAGAGCUGCAGAAGGUGAUGGAAAAAAGAAAACGAGAUCAAGUAAUAAAGCAGAAGGAAGAAGAAGCACAAAAGAAGAAAUCUGACUUGGAAAUAGAACUUUUAAAACGGCAGCAGAAGUUGGAGCAGCUUGAACUUGAGAAGCAGAAACUGCAAGAAGAGCAAGAAAACGCCCCAGAGUUUGUGAAGGUUAAAGGCAAUCUUAGGAGAACAGGCCAAGAAGUGGCCCAAGCCCAGGAGUCAUAGGCCCACGCCUCAGAGUUCUCGCUGAAGCUGUGAGCAGGCUCCUCCUCAACGCUUAAUCUCAGGGCAGAAGCCCCUGGGGAGCAUCCAGCCAGCAGAGAAUUGUUGCUUAAAAAGGAUUUGGUCUUGGUUCACCUACGGUCUGGGUGGGUAAAUUACCUGUGACAGUUGCAGUUCCUAUUCGCCAAACGAAGGACGUUGACCAGCACCUAAGCUGGGAUAUGGACCUGUGAUCAGAGACGUUAAAAACAACAACAAAAGGAAGAGGACACUGGAGUAAAUUCUUGAGAAUUGCACUACUUGGUUUUCCUCCCCAGCCAAGUUUAGUGGGGCAAGAACCUUUUUCCUUUUAAAACCUAAAGAAAAUGUGUUUCAUUUUUCCUGUCGUUAUCUGUUAGACCAUUUAGAUCACAUAGAAAUGCAUUUGAUCUGUUACAGUCACUAUUCAUCAAUUCUAUUUUGAGAACCCAAAAUUUUCUUGUUUAAUUUUUACUUUCACCCAUGUUAGGAUUCACACCUGAGAAUGCUGAUGUUAAUGAGCACAGCUAACACCUUUAUUGACAACAGUAAGGCGAGAAGGUUUAAAAAUAUGUAAACAGACACAUGUAAACAAAAAUAUGUUAACACCAUUUUGAUCUUAUUUUAAUUCCUUUUGGUUAUGCUCCAUGGUAACAUUCCAGUUCAGAGAAGGCACAUUCUAUAAAUCCAUUUAUUGCUUUGAUAACUGUUAGGGUUUUUUUUUUUAAAUUUCUUGCAGAACUAGCCCUUUUGUAGGAAAUAAUCUCCCCACCCUUUGGAGAAUAAAGCUAGUCCACACAACCCAACUUCAGUGUCAGAAGUAGAGGGUCCAGAUCUUUGGAUUCCUUCUGAGAGCAGUGUGGGGAAUGCUCCCAUUGGGAGCCUAGAGAGGAGUUCUUUGAGUAUUUUAAUGGGAAGCAAAUGUAGAUUGGUUUCAAGAGGCCUGGUUGGAAGGUUCAUAGCAAUUGUACAUGUUGAAUGUUACCCAUUUCUUUGUGUGCUUUUUUCCUUGAGAAGAAAGACUGUUUCCCCACUCUCUUAGUUGUGAUGAUGCUGUUGAACACGAUGACCUUAAUGACUACUGUACUGCAUCUCAGGAAAAGCCAAGGGAAAGGGAGAAGCUGCUCAAAGCGAGGCCCCAGUUACCAAUAACAGCAGAGUCCUUAGGCGGAAUUAUUUUAUACUGCUGGUAUGGUACAUUCGACUUGGGGUGGUCCGGGAGAAUUUGUGUGGAUUCAGUAUGUUCUCCAUAGAGACGAUUCAGCCACUAAUUUGUACACUGAAGACUCUUCUUAGAAUUCCUCUAAAGGAUUAUAAAAAGCUGGGUUCCGAGCAUCUGAAUUCUUAAUAAGCGUAGGAAAUUGGCUCUCUGCAGGAUUGCUUUAGUUCUCAUAGUCUACGAUUAGGCUCAUAUUCAGUCCUAAUGUGAACAAGAUAGAAGUAACUGCAGUGAUCAUACACUGCUAGUUCAAGAAUAUGCGGAUUAUACCUGGAAUGGGUUUCUCUCAUCAGUGAGUAUUAUUUGAAUAAAAUAGGAGGUGCUUAAGAUAAGAUAUUGCUCUAUAACAGUUUGCUUUUGAAAGAUGGAAUGGUAACUGUUUUUUUCCAUCACUUUUCCUUUUGAGAGAAGAAAGUACAUUAACUGAUCAUUUUGAAAGUACAUUUCUGAUUGCACACUGACUGGAGUUCUUUCUUUGUGCAUGUGGACUAAUGAUAUGAUUUGUAAAAUGAGGAUUUAGGACUGGCCCAUAUAUAGCCUUUAACUGCAUGUCAGAUCUUUAGAUCCUGUGCCCUUGAAGCAAUUCUGCCACUUGAUAAAGUUCCCAAGGGCCCUAACAGGCUCCUUCAGAAGGACCAAUUCUGUUCCUAGAACUUACCUAAAAUUCAUUCUUCACUGGGAAAAAAUAAAUUACAAAGUGUUUCCUUCCCAGUCUCACUCACAAAUUUGCAGAAUUAUCUGUAGUUAGUAGGACGAGGUCUGGCCAAAAGAAGAUUUGUAAAUAGCAACAGUGAUGUCUUACGACUAAACAGUGAAGGUCCACACAGAGAAGCUCUUUGAAGACACCAGGUCAGCUUAGCUCACAGGCCUGCAUUUAAAAAGGCAUCAGUCUCCCCCCACGCGUUAAUUCUGUAUAGUCCAAACCCCUAGGACUCGUGAACAUCGAGCAGUUUUGUGCUUCGAGCCACUUUUUGACAAAAAUGGCUCCAUUUUUCCACUCUGUGAUUUUCUUAAACUAGUUCAGUGUUUUAUAGUCUCCUAGUAGUAAAGUAGUGUUGCUUUCUAAGCUAUAACAGUUGACUUUAUUCUUCUACUCUGAAAAAUCUUGACUUGUUUGAGUGUAUAUAAUAUAUAUAAAGGGAGCCUUAAUGGAUUUGUUUUCAUAAUUUAAUAUUUUUUGUAUUUGCUCUUGUAUAAUUGUUUUUAACGGAAAGUAUUGCAGAAUUGAGGGUGGAAUUCUUAGAACCAAAGUUAUUCUUAAUAAAAAUCACCACAUGCUUGGACCAUG